AUGGCUCCUUCCCUGGUUAACACACCUGCGCAGAGCACGGACAGCGCGGCUCAACUGCUGCAGGAUCUCGAGGAUAGCAAAACUAUGCCCCUCUGGACCCAGAUGACGAGACUAAACCCCCCAGAGCCCAAUCCCACCGCCGUCCCCUUUGUGUGGAAGUAUGACAACAUUCGCCCUAACCUGCUGCGUGCCGGCCACCUGGUCACCGAAAAGCAAGCAGAGAGGAGAGUCCUGAUGCUGGUGAACCCUGCUCGAGAUGCCCCUUACACCACUGAUACACUCUACGCCGGCCUGCAGCUGGUUAUGCCGAAUGAGACCGCUCCAGCCCACCGACAUACGGCCUUUGCGAUGCGCUAUAUUAUUGAAGGCAACGGGGGCUUUACGGCGGUGCAUGGCAGACGAAUUCGCAUGCAGAAGGGCGAUGUGAUUCUGACACCUGUUUGGAACUACCAUGAUCAUGGCAAAGACGGCAGCGGUCCAAUGAUAUGGCUAGACGGCCUGGAUCUACCUAACUUCCGUCACUUCCCUGUCCAUUUUGUAGAGCACUUCAGCAAGCCCCGCUACCCGGCCGAGGAUGUCGACAAGUCUGCGUCCCCCAUCGUUUUCCCCUGGGACCAGAUGAAGGCUCGGUUAGACGAGACGGAGGGCAAUUGGGCUACACAGCGCUAUUUGAAAGCUGACGGUCGAGAGGUGAGUCGUGUUCUGGGCGGCUGCGCAGAGAGGCUGGAUGCGGCGACCUCGUCUCCACGCCGGCAAGACACCCUAUCAGCCGUUUAUCAUGUCAUUACCGGCAAGGGUCGCUCAGAGGUGGGCGGCCAGGCGUUUGAGUGGAAGGCGGGAGACACCUUCUGUGUACCCUCCUGGUAUCCCUACCAGCAUUUUGCUGAUGCGGGAGAGACGGUCUAUCUCUACCGCUUCGACGAUAAGCCGAUGAUCGCGGCACUGGGAUUUUAUCGGUCGGUGGCGGAUAAUAUUGAGACAUUGAUGUCGGACUGA
Aspergillus caelatus is the source of this 996-nucleotide messenger RNA. Its product is annotated as cupin domain-containing protein. The transcript has 3 exons. Bases 1 to 996 code for a protein of 331 amino acids. The record is from RefSeq and is a predicted model, not a curated record. Gene Ontology annotation, molecular function: dioxygenase activity. Lineage: Eukaryota; Fungi; Ascomycota; Eurotiomycetes; Eurotiales; Aspergillaceae.